AUGUUGUCUGUCUUCACAGCAGGCCUCAGCAUAAGAGAGCAGCGUUGGUGUGGGAUGAGUGCCAAAUUAGGCACCGUGUUGUCAGGGGCCUUUACCAUCGUUGCCACUAGCAUGUACCUCAUCUUUGAAGAAAAGCACUUACAGAGUGGCAAUUGCACUGAGAUCAAACUACAGGACCCGGGUAUAAACAUUAUAAGGCAACUCAUCAUAUGCUGGAGUUUUAAAAUUGUCGCCUUCGUUUCUUCCAUCACCUUUGUCAUCAGCUUCCUCCUUCUGUACUCAGUGUAUGCCCAGAUGCUCAGGGGAAUGGUGAUCUACAUCAUCUGGAUCAUCUUCUACGAAGCUGUAAACAUUAUAAUACAAGUCCUCACCAACACUUACUCGAGCAUUGAGAUGGUCAGAAUGAUGCGCUGGUUUGGCUUGGUGUCCCGUGUAGUCAUGCACUGUUACUGGAUGUUCUUUGUCAUCACCUAUACUUACAUGAUGUACAAAAGUAAAAGUCAGGGCAAUAUACUUACCUACAACAGACGUACCUCUGCAGGCAGUGGAAAGUUCCUGCGGCGAAAAUCAAAGAUAAUCAACUUUUCCCGCCACUAUAAUCAAUAA
Trichechus manatus latirostris (Florida manatee) is the source of this 606-nucleotide messenger RNA. RefSeq names its product transmembrane protein 217 (gene TMEM217). The record is from RefSeq and is a predicted model, not a curated record. The coding region runs from base 1 to 606 and encodes 201 amino acids. NCBI's taxonomy places the organism in Eukaryota, Metazoa, Chordata, Mammalia, Sirenia, Trichechidae. The transcript has a single exon.